This is a messenger RNA of Eublepharis macularius, 2551 nucleotides long. RefSeq names its product WD repeat domain 75 (gene WDR75). Bases 2 to 2497 code for a protein of 831 amino acids. Gene Ontology annotation, cellular component: nucleolus. The transcript is spliced from 21 exons. NCBI's taxonomy places the organism in Eukaryota, Metazoa, Chordata, Lepidosauria, Squamata, Eublepharidae. Gene Ontology annotation, biological process: positive regulation of transcription by RNA polymerase I; positive regulation of rRNA processing. Gene Ontology annotation, molecular function: protein binding; RNA binding. The record is from RefSeq and is a predicted model, not a curated record.
GAUGGUGGCGCAGGAGCGGCUGCGUGUGGUGCGCUGCGGGGGCAGUUCGCUCAGCCAGAGCCGCGCCGUUUUCUCGGCCGACGCCAAAUACCUUUUGUGUGCUUCAGGUGACUACGUGAAGGUCUACAGUACAGCUACAGAGGAGUGUCUGCAUGUCCUACAGGGUCACAGCAACCUUGUGACUGGAGUCCAGUUGAAUCCCCAAAAUCAUCUCCAGCUCUAUUCUUGGUCUCUAGAUGGCGCCAUUAAACUCUGGGAUUUUUUGGAUGGAAUUCUCAUCAAGACAUUUGUGGUUGGGCCCAAACUCUUUGCGUUCUAUGCAGUUGCAAGUUUUGAGGGUUCAGCGUUCGUUAUCAUUCCGAAGGAUAAUGAUGAAAGAUUGGGGUCAUACCAGUUAGUUUCAGUGAAACUGCCGAAGACCCCUGGUCAGGAAGUGGACGCCAGCGAGUGGGAAUUGGUUUUGGAGGGCAUCAGCGAGUCACCCAAGUGUACUGCAUUCGGAAGAGAAGGUGAAUACGUGGCAUCUGUGUGGGGCCUUCACCUCUUCGUUUAUUUUUUCAAGAAGAAAAAGAUCCAUAGCUUUCCUUUGAGUGCAAAAUGCAGCAAAGGGGCCAACAACUUCUUCACCUGCGUGGCCUGCCACCCGAAGGAAGACUGCAUCGCCAGCGGCCACAAAGAUGGCAAGAUUCGUCUGUGGAGAAACUUCCAUCAUAAGAGAGAGUACACAUUCUCCACACUGCAUUGGCACCACGACGAAGUGAUGGAUCUUGCUUUCUCUGUAGAAGGAACUACCUUACUGAGUGGCGGGAUUGAAUCAGUACUGGUCCAGUGGCGAGAAGGAUCAAAUGCUAAGGAGUUUUUGCCUCGUUUGGGAUCCACAAUCCAGAACAUUUCUGCGUCACCUGAUGGAACUUUCUUUUCUACCUCACAUUCGGAUAACAAAAUAACCAUCAUACACAGCAACUUGAAAGUCUCUGCAAUGAUUCAAGGAUUAAUCAAAGGCAGUGAUGUCAAGACUGGCUUGACGGUGGACCCAAGAACAAAAGCUUUGGUUUUGAAUGGCAAACCGGGUCACCUGCAGUUCUACUCACUGCAACACGACAAGCAGCUGUACAAUUUGGAUAUCGUGCAACAGGAAUAUAUUCAUCAAUAUGGUCUGAACCAGGUUGAGUUGGUGAAGGCGGCGUUUGAUUCCAGGGGCAGCUGGCUGGCUACUGUGGAGCAACGUGAAGAAAAGGGUGGUGAGCUUGAAAUGCAGAUGAAGCUCUGGGCCUACGAUGAGCAAAAACAAAGCUUUGCUCUGAAUACCCGAAUAAAUAUGCCGCAUGAGGAUCAGGUCACGGCUUUAUGUUUCCGUGGCACUGAAGAUCCCAACAGCACCCCCUUAACCAUGGUGACAGCUGGCAAAGAUGGACAGUUUAAAGUCUGGAUGCUGCUGUCUCAGAACGACGAGGAAAACCGAAGGGCAGGCUGGACCUGUGAUUUUGUAGGAAGCUACCACAACUAUCAGGCAACCAACUGCUGUUUCUCCGAAGAUGGUUCUUUGCUUGCCGUUGGCUUUGAAGAAGUAGUCACCGUGUGGGACUCGGAGACAUGGGACCUAAAAUGCACUUUCUGCCACCCUCCUGGAACGAUACAAAACCUGUGUUUUGGGAGGCUUAGUUGUUCCAAAUACCUUCUUGGCACUACCAGUAAUGGAUUUUUGUGCUGCUGGAACUUGUUGAGCUGUACAUUGGAGUGGAGUGCCCAAGUCAAUGUCCUGGUUCUGCAACCUGACUGUCUGUCUGAAAACGUCGCUGCCAUUUCAUACCUCUCGGACUACUCGGACCUGUUUGUGUUUAAACCCAGCGAGCCGCGGCCUGUUUGUAUCCAGAAGCAGCUCUGCAGAGGCAAAGUUCGGUGGGCUGUCUUUGUGCCAAGAGAGGUGCCUGACAGCAUCGCCUCAGAAAAAUACCAGUGGCUUAACCAGUCGCAGUUCUACUUCCUGACUGAAACACAUGAACUGAUGACAUUUAGCACGAAGACUCCAGAAGAGAGGCUGACACCUUCCAGCAGACAGUUGGCUGUGGAGGAGAACCUCAUGACCCCGUUUUACCUGCUACUGGGGAAGCACCAGCAACAGACAAGAGAGGCUGCAGAAGUUGGGAAGGCGCCUGCCCAAAAGGCCUUGGCACAAGAGUCACCUGCCAUCAAAGAACUUCUUCACACUCCAGCCCAUGUCUUGCCGUCUGCUUCUUUCCUGUGUCCUAUUUUUAUUAACUCGCUGCUGGUAUCCAAAACAAAUAAAAGUGCUGAUGAAUUUGCUGAUGAAAUGGAAAUGGAAACUGACAGCAGAGACAGCGAAUCUGAAGAGGAGGGAGCAGUUAGUGAAAUUCCCAGCCAGGCGCCACAGGCAACAGAGUGUCUGGGUGACGUUGCACCAAAAUUGUCAAAAGCUCAGGAAAAAGAGCUACGUAAAUUAAGAAAACUCGACUACAGUUGGGUAUCAGCCCUCUAGGCAGACAAUGUUUCUACGCACUUGAGAUUUUUGUAUUUGUUACCAAGAAUUUAA